Colletotrichum chrysophilum is the source of this 3660-nucleotide messenger RNA. RefSeq lists its product as uncharacterized. The transcript has 3 exons. The record is from RefSeq and is a predicted model, not a curated record. Bases 1 to 3660 code for a protein of 1219 amino acids. Lineage: Eukaryota; Fungi; Ascomycota; Sordariomycetes; Glomerellales; Glomerellaceae.
AUGGACGGAUAUCCGGUUGGAAGCCUGGACCAUAACAUCCCACACAUUGUUCUCGCCGGCUUGACCUCGGCCCCGGCCAAAGAACUACCACUGACCGCCGAGCUCCGCGACCAGGCGAUUUUGCUGCGAUCUGAGCUGCCGAGCCUCGAGACCCCAGAUGCCGAAUCACUGAGGGACUACAUUGUGCGCCAGGACGGGAGGAACCAGCCAUGGAACGGCAGAGACAGCGGGAAGCCGUACAAGCUUCGGGUCACCGUCGCUGGUCGGUCCUUCGUCCUUCCUCCACGCCGAGCGAGGCUUCCUGAGGGUAUCGAGGCACCCGAGGGCGUUCCCGUCUUGCACUCGCCCUUCUCGCCCCUGACUCCGGUCUCACCUUUGUACCCAGACGGACUUAUGAACACCGAAUGGUUGCAGAAGCACGAGGACAUGGUGCCCAGUGUCUACGUUUCUUUCUACACCCUCACUUCUGACCCGACGCUUGCGACACUCCACGAUAACCAACUAAAGACCGACAUCAACAACUUGAAGGCCGCCCUUGGUAAGUCAGGCUAUAGGACGCGCCUCGCCGUCGUGCUUCUGUCCGACGGCACGGCCUCUUCUUCCAUGGUAGACCUCGUUCAAGACCGGCUGGACAACAUUCGGAAGGGUGUCGCAUUGGAUACAAAGACGUUUUUCUAUCUAUCACCAGGCGACCUGUCCAUCGACCUUGAGCACACGGCGGAUUCCAUGCUAGCCGCAGUGUUUCUGCAAGCCCUAGAAUACUACAGAGACCUUGGCCGUCACGCGCGGAAGAAGCGCGGUCGUGGAAUAGCGCCGCAGCCCACGGUGCCCCCUACGAGCACCUCGCAAACACUCUCAGUCCAGGACUGGAACGUGAGGUAUGAUUUCAAGACGGGCAUUUUCGCAGAGUUCCGCCAAGAGAUGGAUGCGGCCCUGCGCUCGUACGAUCAAGCCUAUGAGGAGCUCUUGAGCCAGGACGUGAUGGAUAUCAUUCCAAGUUGGAGCCCACGCUGGAACGAAGCUCGCAUGCUCGCUGACACCAUUGCGAUACGCGGCAUACGCUGUGUGCUCUGGGGCGCACAAACCACGUCUGCUGUGCGGCGAUGGCAAAUGCACCGUGAUAGGAUAGCCGACUUUGUAGAUCGCCGAGGGCGCGGGACAAACAACUACGGCUGGGAGGCAUGGGAGUCGAGGUGGGCUGUUGUCAUGGCAAACCUAAUCGAAAGGGUAGAUGUGCGCAGUCUCGCGCCGUCUACAAAGACCCUGUAUCUCCAACCGGAAAAGGCCGCCGCGGUGGACAAGCUUCAACCGUGGGAUAUGCUGCAUCAUACGGGAUAUUGGUACCGCACUGCUGCAGAGCAUCUCGCUGCUCGACGUCGCCUGGCUCGCUCGAUCCCUGAAUCGGAUCGCCGCUCACCAGACACCACUCCAGCAUCAGCAGUUGCUAGCAAAGCCUUUACUUACGACACGUACAUGUGUCCUGAUCCCCAUGAAGAGUUUCCCCUCCAAGGGAUGGGUGUAAACCACUCCCAGCUCAUCAUUGAUCUUUUGAUGGCGGCAAGGUCUCAGUUCCAGGCAAGGAGGCAGCACCGGAUAUCGGCAGAGCUGUCGCUGGAGUGUGCAAAGGAGAUGGUGAACCUCAAGGCGUGGAAAGACAUUGUCACAAUACUCAGACCGCUAUGGGAAGACAUGUCGUUCCGGGAAGAGGGCUGGACGAACAUCGCAGAGGAUCUCAGCUGGGUGCUUCGGGCUGCCGCUGCGCACACUGGGAAUGCAGAGCUCGUGGUUGCCAUUGACUGGGAGCUGAUGAACAAGAGAUUUACGCGGCGCCCCAAGUGGCAUUACGACAUUUCGAGAUCGCUGGAGGGUUUGUCCAUUGAGUCAAAGCCCACGGUGACAAUCAACGACGACAUAUCAUCCUUCAUCUCCGCGUCGUUCAUCUUCAAGGGCGAGGACGGCAAGGCCGGCGAGACUUGUCAAGCUCAACUGGCAAUCAAGUCGGAUGCCUUCUCAGAUGCAGCGCCCAUCACUCUGAAAGGGCUGCGAGUCGACUUUGAGGGCAGCCUGAAAACCAUCACUCUAGACCACGCAGCUGAGUCCGACGCGACUACAGCGAAGGGCGCCGUUUCCUUGUCGAAUGUUCCAUUGAAAGAAACCGCUCGCGCUGGAGAAGACGAAGAGGGGGCAUCAGUUCUCAGCGGAUCUGCCAAUCUUACCAUCGUGCCUGGCUCUACCAACGUCUAUGAAAUGGCAAUCCCACUGCGAGAACCCGGUGAGGCUCGAGCUGAUUCCGUUACUUUACUCCUGGAAACGGACGCGUUCCGCCUAGACUACACUGUCGAUUUCCGAGAUCUCGGCGCAGCGGACUUUUGGUUCAGCCCGUCUCUCGCGAGGAGAAGAAUUGUACGCCAGAGCGCGCACAUCAUUCAAGUACAACCCCGACCACCAAAAAUGGAAAUCAAGCUCGCGAAACCAUUGGACCAGUUCUACGCAAACGAGCCGAUGGAGCUUCUCCUCGACGUCUUCAACGCUGAAGACGAGGAGGCUGUUGCUAAGCUCGAGGUCCAUGUUUUUGGCGAGCAGAUCCCGGCCUUCCGAGUCCAGGCCGCCGACCAAGACGAACACAUGGCGGAAGCUGGUCAAGAAGAAGCCAAACUUACGGGUCUGCCGCUCGGCACGCUGGGAAUAUCGCAACCAACUCGUGUCAAGGUCUCGCUCGAUCCCAUACAGCUGACAACGUCGUAUGACGUGACCCUCAGAGUCUUUUACCAUCUCGUUUCCGAUCCGGCAACACUGGUUAUGCAAAUCCUGCCUGUCCAACUGAACGUGGUCAACCCUUUUGAAGCAAACUACGACCUCAUUCCCCGCCUCCACCCCGACCCCUGGCCCUCCCUCUUCGACCACGAAGGCGUUCAGGAUCCAAACAUUACUGACGACGCCGCAAUCCAGCCCCGAGGCCUGGCCCAAAAGUGGUGCCUGAUGUGCCACUUUGCAUCUUUUGCCUCCGAAGACCUCGAAAUCAUCAGCAUGGACGCGGAGGUCCUCUCCUGCCAGAAUAAUGCCCGCUGCACAACAGUUUCCCGCCCAGAGAUAGCCGCAGAUGGUCUCCGCAUAGCACCAAAGCAAAUGCAAGAGGCACAGUUCAAUCUGGUGGCUCAUAAGUACAGCCUCGACGACCGGGGGCCGGCCUCGCUAGACCUCGCGUUUGUUCUCAAAUGGCGCCGCACAUCAUCGACUUCGUCGACCGUCAACACCACGACGAUGCUCGUCCCGCGGUACAUCGUCCUCGGCACCGAACCGCGCGUGCUGGCUUCGUACACCCUCGCCAACCCGGCAACGGGACUCGUCAACCUCAACGUCACCAUCGAGAACGCCUCCAGCCACUUCCUCACGUUUGGCCUGAGCAUGGAGCCGAGCGACGAGUUCGCCUUCUCCGGCGCCAAGCAGACCACAAUGCACGUUCUCCCCGUGUCGCGACGAUCGGCGACAUACCGCCUCCUGCCGCUCGUCAGAGGCGCCUUCAUCCGGCCAAGCCUGGUCGUCAGGGACAAGUACUUCCAAAAGGUUCUCAGAAUCAUACCCACCGAGGGCAUGAAGAUCGACAAGGACGGCCUCCUGGUAUGGAUCCCGCCGGAAGAGGAGGAAGAAAAAGACAGCUAG